AUGGCCCGAAUGUCACUGCGCAAAGACAUCGCCAAACAAGACGUCAUCCACGCCGACCAGGACGUGAUCGACCUCCAACUCGAACUCGCAGAGAGCAUCGAAAGCCUAGAUCGAGAGCUCAAAGCCAAGCGCGUAGCAGAGAGAACCCCAGUCAUGUCCUAUUAUCCGGCUCUCGAUGCAUUCAACGAUGCCAUCAUCUACGCCGCUGAGAUCGUAGUCGAGACCAAACUCGACCUCGUCGAAGCUCUCCUGCGGUAUGACCGCAAAGCCGUGAAACUGGAUACCCUCGAGCGGAAUCAGGCUCUCAAUGACUACAUGAUGAGCCAGCCGAUUCCGGCCAUGGUCAUGCCUGACCUCGAGAGCAGCAGCGGCAGUGAGAGUCCGGCCAGCGCCAGCGCCCCUGUGGCCGGUGCUUUCGGCCGUGUUCAGGAAGACCACGAGUCUUCGGACACCAGCGCCGUGGUCUCGGAGUCUCAGCCGGAACUGCCCAACUCUGACUCUGACUCCGAGCUGGAUGAGUGGAUGUCCAUCAUCCAUGAAUCCCCCGACGACAUCCGCGUCCUGCAGGCAAACAGAAACAGCAACAGCAAGAAGAGGACUGCCGACAUGGCUGAGCUCGACACAGACACAGACACAGACCCCAUCAUCCACGCGCCCAGCCCCAAGAGAAUGGCCCUCCCCUUCCUCAAAGAGUGGAGUGACACUCGAAAGGAAUGGUCUCUUGAGGGGCAGGUGCAGAAAAACCAAAGCUUUUAG
Messenger RNA from Aspergillus mulundensis, 756 nucleotides. RefSeq lists its product as uncharacterized. The transcript has 2 exons. NCBI's taxonomy places the organism in Eukaryota, Fungi, Ascomycota, Eurotiomycetes, Eurotiales, Aspergillaceae. The record is from RefSeq and is a predicted model, not a curated record. Bases 1 to 756 code for a protein of 251 amino acids.